Messenger RNA from Passer domesticus (house sparrow), 4138 nucleotides. It is a transcript of the gene SPDYA, whose product is annotated as speedy/RINGO cell cycle regulator family member A. The transcript is spliced from 7 exons. Gene Ontology annotation, molecular function: protein kinase binding. NCBI's taxonomy places the organism in Eukaryota, Metazoa, Chordata, Aves, Passeriformes, Passeridae. Bases 157 to 1083 code for a protein of 308 amino acids. The record is from RefSeq and is a predicted model, not a curated record. Gene Ontology annotation, biological process: positive regulation of cyclin-dependent protein serine/threonine kinase activity.
CCGAGAGCUGGGGAGCCAGCGAGGCUGCGGUGGCUCCUGCCGGGAGACCUCCUGAAGGCGUACAUACAUUUAAUCCCGCCAAAAAAUACCCUGCCUCACUCUCCGUGUGGUGUCCCCUGAAUUUUACAAACGCCACAGGAACCUUUGCUAAACGAAAUGAAACACAAUCUGGUGUGUCAGACACCUCCCACUGUCACAGUUCAUGUAAAACCGAGUGCAUCCAGAUCAUACCAGCAAAAAAAACUUACUAGACUAAAGCGACCUGCUUUUAAAGACCAUCAAGAAAAUUGUGAAAAAGGGGUUCCUAGUCAGAAAUAUAAAUGUUCAAAGGGACCAUGUCUAGUUAUUCAGCGUCAGGAAAUGACAGCUUUCUUUAAAUUAUUUGAUGAUGAUCUAAUCCAAGACUUCCUUUGGAUGGACUGUUGCUGUGAAAUUGCAGACAAGUAUCUCUUGGCAAUGACUUUCGUUUAUUUCAAGAGAGCUGACUUCACACCAAGUGAGCAUACCAGAAUCAAUUUCUUUGUGGCUCUGUAUCUGGCAAACACAGUUGAAGAAGACAAUGAAGAAGCAAAGUAUGACAUUUUCCCAUGGGCUUUGGGCAAAGCCUGGAGAAAGCUCUUCCCUGAUUUCUUAAAGUUAAGAGAUCAACUUUGGAGUAGAAUUGACUACAGGGCUAUUGUAAGCAGACGCUGCUGUGAAGAGGUGAUGGCCAUCGCUCCAACACAUUACAUCUGGCAGCGGGAGCGCUCCGUGCACCACAGCGGAGCUCUGAGGAGUUCCGGCGAUCAGGUGCAGCUGCCCCGAGGGCCCAGCGCUACUCCGACAGACUGCCUGCUGUGCGGGAAGAAAGGCAGGUUCGUACGGCUCGGAUUAUCCUCCUCCUCCUCAUCUACCGACACUCUGGAGAUGAUGGACUUGCACUCAUCCCAGAAAUCCAGGGACACCUUUUCUACCGAAAAAAUGCUCAUCGACUCUCCUUCUUAUAAAGGCCGAGACUGUCAGAGGCUGUCCAGCAAAAGGCAACCAUGUAGCACCCUGGAUCAAGAUAAGUCUAUGGACUGGUUUACAAGCAAUGGAGAAUGAAAUGCACCUGAUAAGACAGAAACAGAUACUGUGAUUUGCAGAACAGUCUGGGCUGCAUCACAACACCAGACAUGAUGAUUCACUUCAAAAUUUUCCCUUUACAUAGUGGGGUAGCAGUUGGUGUUUCAAACUUGAUGCGAGGUAGAAAUCAGAGCGGUCAGUACUUGAAAGUUACACAACUUGCAAAAUGUAGCAUCUACUUGGUUAUGUUUUAUUUCAUUCUGAUACAAUAUUCAGAUUAGCAGCUAAGGAGGCAGCAGCAUCAAGAAAGCAGUGGUCGAAACUUUCUCAGCUUGGUAAGGAACGCUAAUUAAAAAACAAAAGUUACUACUUUAGUAUUUCAAUACACAAUGAUUAUUUUAUUAUUAUAAGUUUAAUAGUUUCAUAAUAUAGGAAAAUAUCAAAUGCUAGUACAAAAAAAAAGUUUUUAUUUGAAAUAAAAAUACUAGUAAAUAUUUAAGAUAAACUUUUUCCAAGUGUCUCACCUGAAUGAGCUUCCUGCCAGUGGGAUGGUCGGGCAACGUAAGGUACUGAGUGGUUUGUUUCAGCAGCAUCACUGAGUGAUUCUGUGAGAAGAGCAUUUCUUUUUAUUUUAUGAAUUUAUUUUUUUUUUUGUUCCCACAAGUUUAAGACCUACAUACAGCCUAGAGUAGACAACGUACAUGUAAUGUUUUUCCCUGAUAUGUUUUCUUUUUUUUGUUAUCACCUAUCAUAUAUUCAGAAGUCUUGGCAUUUUGCAGAUCUAUACUGUAUACAUAUUUACACUUAUCAUAUAAAUAUAAUAUAUAUAUGGCAGCAUUUUUGGAUUUGCCAGAACAGCAUAGUUUUAAAACAGAGCUCACUGGCCACUGUUUCUGUUAAGGAAUCCUUAAGUCCAUCAGGGUGCUCUAAAGCAGCUUUGGGGUGAGUAUAAAGAACUGAAUCUUCUUAAAAAUCAAAAAUUUGAAGACAGUAAUUCUUUAUUUCAGAUUUAAAUUUAUUUUUUAUUUAGCCCAGGUUUUUAGUAGGAGAUUUAAACUUAAAUAACAAUUAAUAGUCUUCUUUAAACCUGACAAGGUCUAGGCUGUCUAAAACCUUGCCUAUUCUCAGCUGACCUAGGUAAAAACACUGCCUCUUCCUACACUGGGUUAUCAAAGUGCAGUAAUAGGGGACCUCAUCAGCAGCAAAGUCCUUACCAUUGUAUUCGCUCUCCUUAAGAACUGCUUGAUCCUGAAUAUGGAUUUCUUCAUACUCAUUUUGAAGUGGUUCUUCAAUAUUUUCUUGAGUUUCCACCAUUUGGCUUGAUUUGUAAUGCUUGAGUUUAGCAGGGAGUACUGUCCAGCUCCUGUGAGUUACCUCAAUUAUCCUUUCACACAAAAAAGGAAGCUUGCAGCUCCGUAUUCUGUCUAAAAGGUCAAUAACCUGUGUGAUGCUUUUGAAGAAAUGCAAAGGAUAAAGUAGUAUUUUGAAAACUCAUAUCACAAAAUUUCAGUUCUACUGACUUAGGCACAUUCUUUACCUUUGAGGUUACACGAAUCCUUGUUUUAGGUAAAGGAGCAACCUGAAUAUUGCGCUGGAGAACAGUGCAGUUACUUUGAGGAUGCCAAAAAGGCCAAACUUCACUGACCAGAAUGAGAACAUUCCCCAUGGAGAUGCCAAAGGAUUUGGCUGAGUGUAAUUUAUACAGAGUACAACUCCCAAAGAAAGUUACAUGGGGAAAAACCCAGCUUUGUUAACCAUUUCAUGAAUGCUGCAUGUGCAUUUCAGAAGAUGCUUGGUUUUGUACUGAGGCCAGGUAACGCCUGAAUAAAGGUGGCAGACAGAAAUACUCACUUUGCCAAGUACACAGCACACACCCCACCUUGCUUCAGGCUUGGGUGUACAACAGGCAGAGCACACUGAGGGUUCAGCAUAUCCAGAACGACCUGCAAGAGAAAGACACAUUAAUGCUUCCUGGGAGAACAUCUGUACAUCUACCAACGCAACACAGGACAGUGCUGGGGGAGAAAAGGUUAUGGAAAAGAGAUGCACACAACAGCAGUGUGUAAUCAUCCACCAGUUUUAUGACUGCCUCUCAAAACCUGAGGUGCACACUUACACAAAAUGAAGUCCUCUCUACUUCCAGAUUAAUUUCUGUUAAAACAGCAAGUAGUAUUUGACCAACUAAGUAGAUCCGUAGGAAGUUAAGCCUCCUAGUAAUUAAAUCCCAUAAUCCUGACAAUAAAAAAACUUUUAGAAGAUUACAUUUACUAACACAUUUGAAUACCUAUUUCUCAAAUGUGAAAAAAAAAAGAAAAAAGUUUGUUCAAAUGCAGAAGAACACAUUAUGGUCACAAUGUCUAACUUGCUGUGAGUUUCAAGAUUAAAAAUACUUCUUGUCUUUGGCAAGGCAUCUUCUUGCACCAUUUAAAAAAUUGCUAUUUGUUUAAAGCAUUUAGUAAGCAGUUGUAAGUAGUUUGUCAGCUUUACAGGGAAGAGUGCUUAACAUCUAGCUAUUUUCCCCAGCAUGACUCGUUUUUUAGGAAAUCUGGAUACAAAGAAGCAGGACAGGAGAGCAAGCCAUAGCAUUCUCUAAAUUAUGGUUAGUUACAUUGUGCAUUCUAUAUAGCUGAUAGCAAAGUGGUCAUAUAGUUGCAUAUUUAAUAAAGUUUUGUAUCCUUCUGAAAUUGAAUGCUUGAAAUAUGUAUCUCCUAAAAAUAUCAGUUCCUCAAAAAUACAAGAAAGCAAGUUGGUAUUUGCUUACAAGACAGCAGUAAUUAAUUGUAAUAUUUCUAUAGUACAGCUUUAUCACUCUUUCAUUUGACAACCUGUAACUGAAACCUUGAAAACAUUUGUAUCUGACAAAAACAUUACAAUGUUUCUUUCACUGAUGAGGACCUGCAUUGUUAUUUCUCAUGUUACACUAGAUAUGGGAAUCCCGUUGUGAGUGUGAACACUAGAGGUUCUAAUUAAUGGAGAAAAGAUAUGUGUCAAACGGGGGAGUUGUUUGGAUUCACUCACUGCAUCAAGUGUUACAGAUUUCAGAUCUGCAGCAGCUGUUGAAAUGUCUUUAAGAAUAAACUCCACGUUAUCUGGC